This is a messenger RNA of Colletotrichum chrysophilum, 1080 nucleotides long. RefSeq lists its product as uncharacterized. Gene Ontology annotation, biological process: carbohydrate metabolic process. The record is from RefSeq and is a predicted model, not a curated record. NCBI's taxonomy places the organism in Eukaryota, Fungi, Ascomycota, Sordariomycetes, Glomerellales, Glomerellaceae. Bases 1 to 1080 code for a protein of 359 amino acids. The transcript has 2 exons.
AUGCUAUUCGCGAGGUUCCUCUCGUUUUCAGGACUGAAUCAAAUCCAGUCAGUCGUGCAGUCUAGUUUCCUGAAGCAUGCUCUGCAGGCAGCCAAUGUCUUGCAAACGAGGAACUACAACGCCAGUCUCGGCCUUUGGCCGGAUGAGAAUCAUUGGUGGCAAUCCGCUCGAUGUCUUACGGCUCUCAUCGAUCUCGCGACGAUCGAAACGAGUUUCAAGUCGAAUGUCACGGCAAUUGUCGCGCAUACGUACGAAACGAACAAGAGUAAGGGCGGUGGAAACUUCACCAAUGACUACUACGACGACGGCGGCUGGUGGGCUCUCGCGUUCAUCAAGGCCUCAGAUAUGACUCAGGGCACUGAACAUUUUAUGCCGGAAUACCUUGACACGGCCAAAUCGAUAUUUGACAACAUGACGGAUGCCUGGGGAACGAAGUGUGAUGGCGGCAUCCCAUGGACGAGGAGCGAUCCUCAUCCGUAUCUCGGGGCCAUUCAGAACGAGCUCUAUCUCAGCGUCGCAGCCCACCUCGCGAACCGCGCAUCCACGGCCAUGGAGAAGAGCAAGUAUCUGAAAGGGGCACAAAAGGGGUGGUCCUGGUUCAGAAACAGCGGUAUGAUCAACUCGAAAGGAAUCAUCAAUAAUGGGUUGAAUGAUCGUUGCAAGAACGACAUGGGAACAACCUGGACGUACAACCAAGGGGCUGUGCUGAAGAACAGAAAUUUGGUCAACGAGCGGGGUAUUCUCCGUGAGCCUUGCGAGACGACUGGCAAACCAUGCGAUGGGGAUCAGAGGUUGUUCAAGGGGAUAUUUACUGGUGGGCUAGCAACGCUACAUAAGAGGAGUCCUCACCCUAGCUAUCGACAGUUCUUGGAACGGAACGCCCAGGCCUUGUGGGGAUAUGGUUCAAGAAACGGACAGACCUCCUUGCGCUGGACUGGCCCCUUCAACACCACUGAACUGGAUGUCGGAACCCAGUACUCAGGCGUGGCUGCUCUGGUGGCAGCUGCAUCCGUCGAGAAACCCCUCGACUUUGGUGUUGAGCUUGAGAGAGUUGCUGAAGACCCCAAAGUCAACAGGUGA